This is a messenger RNA of Hyaena hyaena (striped hyena), 778 nucleotides long. Its product is annotated as small integral membrane protein 10-like protein 2A. Lineage: Eukaryota; Metazoa; Chordata; Mammalia; Carnivora; Hyaenidae. The transcript has 2 exons. The record is from RefSeq and is a predicted model, not a curated record. Bases 20 to 253 code for a protein of 77 amino acids.
CCUGCGCGGGCCCGGGCCCAUGGCGGCAUCCGCUGCUCUGUCCGCGGCGGCGGCGGCGGCCCUGUCAGGGCUGGCGGUGCGGCUGUCGCGCUCGGCGGCGGCCCGCGGCUCGUACGGCGCCUUCUGCAGGGGGCUCACGCGCACGCUGAUCACCUUCUUCGAUCUGGCCUGGCGGCUGCGCAUGAACUUCCCCUACUUCUACGUGGUGGCCUCGGUGAUGCUCAACGUCCGCCUGCAGGUGCGGAUCGAGUGAGCGCGCGCCGCCGCAGCCCCGGCCAGAGGGUCCCGCGCGCCCGGCCGAGACGGACCCGGCGCGGGCAUGGAGGACGGCGGCCAGCGCGCGGCGGGGGCAGGAGGCGGCGCGGCCGGGCCCCCCGCACCCUAGUCCUCGGCGGGAGGACGCGGGCCACCGAGCUACCCAGCCCGGCCCGGCCCCGACCCGCCCACACGCGUCGCGGCCGAUGGCCGAUUGCACAGAACCUCACCAAACGGGUCCUCUUCGUCGGGCUCGAGAAAAAAAAAAAGCAUUUGACUGCGGCAGACCUGUUGCCUCACGUUGGCCGGGGUGGGGGAAGCAGAAAGGAAAAAUUCUGCAGCAGGGACUUGAGUGGCCCCGAUCAGCAAGGAACCAGUGAUUGUAGGUGGUGACCGCCCUUUCUCUGGCCUUGUCAAGAGACUCAGAUCCCCGUCCAGGGGCGCCUCUGGCCCAAGGGCUGCCUGGGGAGCUGCUGGGUGAAGGGCCUGGUCCAGGAGGACAGGAAGGGCCUCCCAGGCAGAG